AUGGAUUGGAAAUGCUUAAUGUUUCAGAACAAUGCUAGACCAAAAGCCAUAUUUACUAUGUGGCUACAUAAUCAUGGAAGGUUGCUAACAAAAGACAGCCUGGAAAAAUGGGGUAUCAAUAUGGAUGAGAUAUGUGUGCUAUGCCACGCUGAAAAAGAAACAAGAGAACACUUGUUUGCAGAAUGCUCAUAUGCCACCAGACUAUGGAAUAGGUUAUCUGAAUGGGCUCAAGUCCACUUCAUUGUUCCUAACACAUGGAUACAGUUUUUCCAACUCAUCAUUCAUCACUCGAAAGGGAAGACAGCUUCAGCAAUGUUAAUCAAAAUGCUGUAUGCUGAAUACAUACAUGUGCUAUGGAGAGAAAGAAAUGCUCGAAUAUUUGAGGGUGCAAAUAGGGAACAUGAACAUUGGCAAGGGAGGUAG
Nicotiana attenuata is the source of this 423-nucleotide messenger RNA. RefSeq lists its product as uncharacterized. NCBI's taxonomy places the organism in Eukaryota, Viridiplantae, Streptophyta, Magnoliopsida, Solanales, Solanaceae. Bases 1 to 423 code for a protein of 140 amino acids. The record is from RefSeq and is a predicted model, not a curated record. The transcript has a single exon.